AUUCUAGCCCCCUGGAUCCUGGACCUCCUCCUCGUCAAUCCCAUGGACUUCCGGAUGCCAACGACGCUAGGAUCCACACAUUAACAUCUCACACGGAUCAGGCGUACAGUCAUUGGGCAUCGGAUAGACAUGCGUGGAUUGUGGCGAAGGACGGGAGAUGGAUCAGGGAUGGAGCGCUCACAAUCUCACGGGAUGUUGCGGAUGGACUUGUUUAUGUUGGCGGGAGCCAAGAAACGUUUGUGGGGGUGACGUGUGGAGGAGUACGUACGAGGGAUUCCACCGUACAUCCACUGACUGUCCGCCUUCACCUGCAAGUACAACACCGGAUAUCAGCACCGAUCAGUUCUGUGAUUCGUUAUAUUCAUGGCUUAGCGGUGUAUCUGAUGUUUUUACUUCUGAGUCUAUUUAAGUCUGAGAUUUUACUAAUAUCGAUAGGGAUUGGAAUUCAGUCUUGGAUUUCUGAUCUGACGACUACUUGCUUUUAACUUUCCUUGUGUUGUGCAUAUGAUUGUGUGUUAGCGGAGUAAAGCAUCUUCUGUGAUUAUCGACGUUCGUAAUUUGUAUCGGAUUAUAGCGUGGUAAACACGGUAUGCUCGUACUUCGUCCGACCCGCAUAUGUGACGACCGGAAGUUAGGAGAAUUCUUCAGCACAAUCGCUUAGGGAUUCCUGAUCUUCGUGUUCCUGAACCUACCAGAUUCCGCACAUUUCCCGUGAUCCGUUGUAACGAUUGAGACAAGAGCUGCGAUACUCACUGAGCAAGGCAGGGAUAGUGGUUACGACGAUCCCGUCCGGAGAGUCGUUAGCUAAUCGUGUACUUCUUUGUACCAUUGGCAACCUCAUAAUACGACACGCUUUUUUAAUCAAUUUUUCCCUCUUUUACUCGCUUGAAUAUUACUUGGAUUAUAUCAAUCUGUUAGCGCUCAUAAAAGCUUAUCAUACCAAAUUUUGGGUUUAUGACGAUACUGGCAUAGGAUCGGAAAUACGGUAUGUGAAUAUGAAAUUAUGAACAGAUUGCUCACUACCCAGGAAUGCAUAAGGCAGGCGCGACUGCCGCGCUGCACGCACAUACAUACCAAAGCAAAGCAUGUCCUGUGUGAGUUUGCUCACUGGCCAGUGUGUAGCGGUGUUCCAGAUGUGCUCGAUCAAUCUGCCUUUGCAUCAUUUGGCCCGUGUAAUAAAGUUUGCAUUCGCCUAUUCGGACAUAAUUCUUCCUGUUGAUGAAGUUAGAUCAAGGCCAUACUAGUUUAAAACAAACAAAUUGUGUUACGAAGCAGCAGGCACAUUAUCGCAGCUAUGUUGUUCGCUCAUUUCAUCUGGCUUUGUGCAACGGCGCGUUUCCUGUGGGCUGUAGCAAAAUUUGCAGUUUCCAGAUUUGGCCUUCAAGAAUUGUAGAGUUGCAUGGUCCUAUUCGGCCCAACCAACCUGCCAACCGCCAAAAAAACAUGGCUGUACCAAAAAAGAUCUUUGUACACCGUUGUUAAAUGCGUAACAACGAUUGACUGACAGUGUUUUGGAAAUUGCAAAAUUCAUAAGCUUAUAAAUGGACAACGCCAACGGGGAGAUAAAAACUGGAAAGCAGACUGGAACGCUUGUAUUCCGUUUAUCCGGUGGACGACCAUGGGGAUUUACUGUGAAAGAGGUCUUUACGGAAGGGAAAUCGGAAGUGAACGAUGUUGCGGAUGUAAUACUAGUCAUUUCCAAGGUGGACCAAGAAGGAAAGGCCGCAGCUGCUGGGAUUCACGUGCGCGAUAUCCUUGUAUCCAUCAACGAAAAUUUGUGCGCUUCUUUAAAUGACGCCCAGAUAUGCAUACAGGAAGCAGCAGAUGACCAUUUUUUGGAUCUCAGAAUCUGGAGGGAGGAUUCUGCAGCCGAUGACAGUGUAAUCUCAGUUGUUACCGAGAGGAAAUCCCACCACGACCACACAACGUCUGGAUACACAGAUGGUUAUUCUGCCGACAAGGACGUCCCACCAUUGAUCACUAACGCCGCAGAGGGGGAAAACACAUCACCACCUGGCGCAAAUGCUAAAAUGGACAGCCCGUCGGAAUCAUUCCUCUCUGGUAUGCCGCUUUCAGCGCGUCGUAGUAGUUUAUACGCUUCCCAGCCGCUGGCCAUGUAUCGGACAGAGAACAUUUCGUAUACAAAAUCAUCAUCCCGGGCUUUAUCUCGUCAGUCAGUAGAUGCUUCCAAUUAUCCUGUUUGUGGAUUACCAUCUAGUACCCUUUACCGGAAGUCAGCCACAAGUAAAAAAACCGCAUUUGUUGAGCCCUUACCUUAUCGAGGGUACGAGAAACCAUUACCGCCCGUGCCUGGACUGCAAGAGUCGUCUUCAUGUGUGAAUAUUUCGUAUUCAGCACGGAAAUUUGAUGAAUCUUUGAGUGGUAUGGAAAAACAACAGUCGGGUGUUUAUGGUUCAAGGAGUAAUUCGACCUUGGAGGCAGCCGAUAUAGGAACCCCUGUGCCGCCGGUCUCGUCUUCGUUGAGCGGGCUCAAGCCGAAAAAUCAAAGAAUGAUGGAUCUUCUGCACAGUCACCACGUAUCUAAUAAUAAUGUCUUUCACGCAACGCCUUCCUGGUCACAGACAGAAUCUCCAGUCAUUACGCCAAUUAUGCCUCCACGCAUUGAUCAUAAGAGCAUUCCGCGGCACAGCCUGCCUGUUGAUUUUAGCCAACGUUCGGGAUUUGUACCAGAAGAAGUGACAGAACUAUCGGCUACUAUACGCAGUUUGCCACUGAGCAUUUCGUCGCAGCAAUGCAGUGAACAUUUCCAUGACCCUUCCCUGCGCGAUUAUAGUAGCGACGGGUUUGGACUAAGCGGAAGCUGCACUGGGGACAGUGUAAGCAGUGGUCUGUUGUCAUCGCGGUCAUCCUUAUCGUCGGGACCAUCGGUUUGCGGCCUUAAUUUGAAUGGAAGUCGUAGCAGUACAGCCCACGCGAGCAAGUUGAGUGGGGAUCGGAUGAAAAGUCGCAAGAAUCUCACAAACGCCUCGAUAUCCUCCGAUGAGCUGGACGAUUCGGCCAGUCUCAAGACCAAUCGCAGCUCCGCGACUGAUCGAAUGUCAAGUAGUAUGCCUGGUUGCCGCAGCGGUAAUAGUGUUGGUGAUCUCUCACGCGAAAAAGGAAGCAAUGCGCAGCUGACAACCGUCAAAGAAGUGCGCACCUUCCAGAUGCGACCGAAUUUGAACGCGCUGAAGGAGUCCGGUCCCAGUGAUUCGCCGUCCAGUGUCCGCUCCAGUCCGGAGGAAUUUCAGCAUAUUCGCAAUGCUUCAAUGGAUUCCUCUGUUUCCUGGCAGUCCAAUUCCACCACGAGCAGCGGAUAUUCCUCGACAACAUUAUCGUCUUCCAAUCUCUUGGGGGAUAACAGUAAUGCAGGGACCGAUCCAGAUUCGGCGGUGCAGCGCAGGGAACGCUCCAACACUGCUGAUGCGGGUGCGUCGUCUUUGGAUCGUUGGUCAAGAAGCACAGCAGCCCACAACGAGACAAACGAGCAGUCUGAUGUGCCCGUUCGUUCCAUGUCCGUAUCGGAAAUGGUGCGUAAUUUUUCGGGAACGAAACUCUUGCCCAAAGCCCCUAAUCCGCCUCCUAAGCCGCGGUACACCCACCUGCCUGCUGCGCCAGCCGACGCUGAAGUUUUAUCUGGCUCAAGUCCGCCAAAACCAAAGAGUGCGCUAUCGCAGCACGGACAGAAAUCUCAGUCGAUCCGACCAACGCAAGUCACGUUUGCCUCCAUGGAGGAUGUGCGUGUACUGAGCGAUGCUCCCAUUCAGAGUGCACAAGGACGUCGUUCGUCCACCGCGGAGACGCCGUCCGGGAGUUAUCCGUUUCCGGGCGAGGAAAUCAAGCCGUCUCCGGUGUUGAAAUCCAUUGUGCGCCAUUCUGGAAUAAAUUAUCCCGUACCUCCACCGAAAAAACCGGCGCUUUCCGUUAAACCCAAUACGAUUUUUCGAACGGCCGUGCAUAGCAUGGUGCUUGGUGCGAAAAAUACGGACGAUUCCCGUCGCAAGAACUCUAUAACUGAAGAAUCACCUGCGAUGUUGGAAAGUGAAUCGAAUAAAGAAACAGGAGAGCAACAGAAAUAUGUGCCGAAAUACAGAAAAUCAAAUGAAUCGGCAGAACAGGCCGAUGUGGCAGAAAUUCGGGCAAGCGUACCCGUUAUGGAGCAGCACGCAGAAAUUGACCAGCAAAUGGUAGUUUUGUCAGAGAAGGAGAUUGGUAAUGAGAAUUUACCGCCAUGGAAUAAGGAUUCCGAGCUGAACAGCGCCAAGCGAGAAAUUAUUGAAAGGUUAAGUGCCAAACUUGACUUAUUGCGGGAGGAACAGACUAGCUUGCAGGAAGAGAUCAACACUACUGAUCGGUGGGGAGACAGUAUUUUCCAGAAGUUCUCAAUAAAAGCCACAGAGCCAGAUCUGGAAAAGUACAUCCAGCAUCUACGCGAACUGGAAGAAAUUACAGCAUUAAGCAUGAGCCUUUCUAGCCGCAUUGAACGUUUGGAGCUCUCACUGGGACAGCUAACGUUGCCGGCUGAUGAUCUGGAAGCUACAACUUUGAAAAAUAAGAGAAGCAAGCUAUUAACUCAGCAAGAAGAAGCCAACUACUUGCAACAAGGAAUUGAGCGCCGUCGAAAGGUAUUCCAAACCAUUCUAGCAGAGAAGUACUUUGACCGAGAUGGAUACGAAGAUUAUGAAGACUUCUUCAAAACCAAGGCAACGCUGCUGCGUGAUAGCCGUCAGCUAGCGGAUAAAAUUCGAUUGGGAGAAGAGAAGCUCUUCUGCCUUUUAAACUCCAGCAUCCCUGGUUGACUGCAAAUAACUGGGGUUUUGUAUAAAAUGCAGUGUACCGGUUAUUUUGCUAUUGUUUCUUUGUAAUGCAGCUAAAUGCAGUUGGUGAUAGAAAUGGUUGUUUACAAAUUCCGACGUUGUCGAUCCAUUGCGUAUUUCGGUAAACUCUUUUUCUUUUGUGACUUCCUUUUAGUGACCAAACGGAAUUUUUGCGCUGCAGUUCAGUUUUCUGUUUCAUGUUAUUGAUCUUUAUUUAAACUUCGUAGUAUCUGGUACGGAAAUCCUGCAUCAGAAUGCAGUAGUCAUAAAUUUUUUUAUGGUCAACAAAACGGUAGUAAAGUGAGAAAGUGUUUGGUUG
This is a messenger RNA of Paramacrobiotus metropolitanus, 5136 nucleotides long. RefSeq names its product protein Shroom2-like. The transcript has 9 exons. NCBI's taxonomy places the organism in Eukaryota, Metazoa, Tardigrada, Eutardigrada, Parachela, Macrobiotidae. Bases 1542 to 4799 code for a protein of 1085 amino acids. Gene Ontology annotation, biological process: actin filament organization. Gene Ontology annotation, molecular function: actin filament binding. Gene Ontology annotation, cellular component: adherens junction; apical junction complex; cortical actin cytoskeleton. The record is from RefSeq and is a predicted model, not a curated record.